Sipha flava (yellow sugarcane aphid) is the source of this 813-nucleotide messenger RNA. RefSeq lists its product as uncharacterized. The record is from RefSeq and is a predicted model, not a curated record. Lineage: Eukaryota; Metazoa; Arthropoda; Insecta; Hemiptera; Aphididae. The coding region runs from base 1 to 813 and encodes 270 amino acids. The transcript is spliced from 3 exons.
AUGUGGAAAACAUUACAAAAUAUAUGUAUUCAAAUUACUGGUAAUAUAAUAAAUUUAAGCAAUUUUCAUGUCAACUUUGAAAAGUCUGUGCAUAAUGCAGUAUUGCAAAUUUUCCCUUACUGCAAAAUUACGUGUUGUAACUUUCAUUUAGGGCAAAAUUGGUUUAGACAUAUUCAACAACAUAAAUUAUUAUCGAGCGAGUACUUAAACAACGACUCAGAAGUUGGCAAAUGGAUGAAAUGUUUUUUUGGAAUAAGUUAUUUACCUCCUGACGAAGUUUCUGAUGGAUUUUGUGAUCUUAUGUCGAUAGCACCAAGUACUACGUCUAAAAAUAUUUCUAUAUUUUUCGAUUAUAUUUUAGAAAAUUACAUUGCAUCGGACAGCAAUUUUCCUCCAACAUUAUGGGCUUGUAAACCUACUAAUAAUCCUAAGACUACUAAUGGUGCAGAGAGUUAUUACAAACAAUUUAACAGUCAGUUUUACACUGCUCAUCUGCACAUACAUCAAGUAAUCGACGUCAUUAUUGAAAUUCAAAAUAAUGAAGAAAUGUCCAUACUCUUAAAACACCGAGGUUUUUUAGACUUUCCAAAUAUCAGUUGCUUCCUAAUUUUUCCGGCCAUACCAUCACAGAUGAACUCUGUUAAGCGAUCCUUUCAUUUUUUUCCUCUAGUACAUGGCUCACUCUUAAGGACUAGUAACAUGUGUUUUGAUGAAGAACCAUCCAGUGAGGACACUUCGGUGAGGGAUUUGGAUUUAGUGGUAUUAUUUUAUAUUAGAUUAAAUCCCUUGGCCAUUGUCGCUGGAGUCUUCUAG